CACUUUUUGCAUACGCAUAUGGUAACAGCGCAUGAUCAGUUGGUUCAUGCAUUCACAUGCAUGGCGCAUGAUCGUACAACGACGUGUUUGCAUGUAGAGAUAUUUUCACGUGAAAAAUAUUAAUUGUUAUUGUCGAUUUUCCCAAUUCGGUUUAAAACGAUGGCGGAAAAGGACAACAUUGUUCACAAACUUUUUAACACUUUAUUCUACAUACUGGACACUCCAGUCACCUAUGUUCGAGAAAAAUUCGUAGUGCCGAAUCAAAAGAAAUAUCCGUGGUAUCAUCAGCAAUAUCGUCGCGUGCCGACGAUCGACGAAUGUUACACAGACGACGUGGUUUGUUAUACCGAGGCAAAUUGUCAAUUCUUACGCGAUAAAUCAGUGGAAGAUGAAAUUCUAAUGAUUCUAAGAAGUCGAUAUGAACAGUGCGCCUUCUAUCACGGUGCCUAUUCGGGUGACGAUGAUAAUAUGUGUGGGCAUUUGAAGAAAGCUUACGAGGAUGCAGCUGUUAAUUGGUUCAUAAAAUAUGGUGAAAUGGGAAUAUCUUUAAAUGUGAAAAAUGCAUAUAUGAGGCAGAAACAUCGUUUGAUCUGGGAGCGCCGUCAUGGGCCAGUAGGUACUGGUAUGAAAGACCAACAAACAACCGCAGCGUAGCAAUUCACAGGGCAAUCGUAGAUGACAAUUUAAUGGCAAACGCAUUCGUAUAUUAUGGUCUGAAUCGCAGGUUUGCUUAACGUGUACAGACGUGUUGUGAUUUAAGAAAACGACGGGAUAAUAAAAAUAAUUUAUCAAAAUUUUAA
Messenger RNA from Solenopsis invicta (red fire ant), 800 nucleotides. It is a transcript of the gene ND-PDSW, whose product is annotated as NADH dehydrogenase [ubiquinone] 1 beta subcomplex subunit 10. The transcript has 4 exons. Lineage: Eukaryota; Metazoa; Arthropoda; Insecta; Hymenoptera; Formicidae. The coding region runs from base 160 to 654 and encodes 164 amino acids. The record is from RefSeq and is a predicted model, not a curated record.